This is a messenger RNA of Symsagittifera roscoffensis, 1936 nucleotides long. Its product is annotated as reticulon-1-A-like. The transcript is spliced from 7 exons. The coding region runs from base 389 to 1147 and encodes 252 amino acids. Gene Ontology annotation, cellular component: endoplasmic reticulum membrane; axon. Lineage: Eukaryota; Metazoa; Xenacoelomorpha; Acoela; Convolutidae. The record is from RefSeq and is a predicted model, not a curated record.
AGCUCUAAAUUGACUAAUCCAGCUGGCGAUUUUAGCCUGUUUUUGGCCAAACUAGGUACAGUUCCCAAUGUUCAAGCUACUUAACCAGUGGUAGAGUUAUUUAUUACAACUUAAGCUCAGAAUAUUGGCUUGAUAUUUGAUAAGGUUCCCCGGCUGUGUAGUUUGUUUAUAACAGAUUUUGCAGUUAUUAAAAUUGUUCGAAGUUAACUAACAAUUGUGUUAAUGAAGUUCUAUUUAUAAAAUUCUUGUACCUUUAAGAUUGUACAAGGCAUUGAAAAUUAUUCUAUUUUACUUAUUUUAUAGCUCGUGUAAAGUGUUUUAAAAAAAUUUCCUUAUUAUCAUCUAAGCAAUAACCUUCAUUAGUUUCUUAACUGGCGGUAUCGCAACAAUGGAACAAGUUGCGUUGAAUGGAAAUCAGCAGACCAAAAUAUUAGUUUCUCAAGGUCCCCGAGACUGGUUCAACGGAUGCAGCCUUGAUUUUGUGCAGCUGGUGUUCUGGGAGAGCCCCAAGAAGACAGCAGUGCUGUCACUGUCAGUGUUCGCCCUCCUGGUCUGCUUCGCCUCCUUCUCCCUAAUCAGCAUAGUGGCCUACAGCACCCUCCUCCUCCUAGCUCUCUCGGCCGCAUUCACUGUCUACAGACGCAUACACGGAUCCAUAUCCAAGUCAACAGCCGCCACUAACAAUCCCAAUGCCGGCAAAGACUCACACCCUCUCAGGGCCCUGUUGGAGCUGGACUUGACUGUGAAGCCGGCUAGACUCUCCUCUCUACUGGAGCCUCUGUGUGAUCCCUUCAAUCGAUUCGUGAUCAGGGCCAGGGCAAUCAUACUCAUCGAGAACAUACUCGACUCAGCUAAAUUCGGAGUGAUGAUGUGGCUGCUGACUUACAUCGGAGCAUGCUUCAAUGCACUCAGUCUAGUUAUGCUCACCUGGGUUGGUCUGUUCACAGUUCCAGUCCUGUAUGAGAAGAAUCAGCACUUCGUGGAUCAAAUGGUGGGCGAAUUGGUGAAGAAAGUGAAGCAGGCGAUGAAUGACGCUUACGCGGGAGUAGAGCCCAAGAUUCAGGCGACCCUAGACAAAAUGCCCCCGGCAGUCAAGAAUGCAUUCUCACAAAUACUCGCCUCGAAACCAGUCGAGAAGAUCGAAUGAAGAAGCAGUGCAAAUAAACAAAAGACACGAUCUGGAAAAAAUGGACUAAUUUAAACACAUUUUUUGAAUCGAGAAACUUGUGGAAAACGGAAAUUUUUUACGGAAGAAUCUGGUACAAAAACUAAAAAGCCAAAAGUCUACUUUGUCAACAAAAAGAAAAAGGCUCCAAAGAUCCAAUAGCAAAGGAGCGAGAAGUUUUAGCGAUAAAAAGAAACUUUCAAAAACUCGAGCUACUUUUGCAAUGAAAUGUUAUGUCAAGAUUUUCCGAUAUAAGUUAUGCAAAUUUUCAACCCCAGCAAUAAGUUUUUUUUUCAAUAGAAUCAGUGAAAAAUACUUAGUUUAGCAGAGUAUUUAUUAUAUGUUGCAAAGCUUGAUUCAUUUUUAAUUUUGUACAAUUUUCUUGUUGAUUCUUACUUUUAAAACUAACGCUUCACUGGAAGAUGAACAAAUAAAAUGUAUUAGUAUUGAGUCAUCUAAAUGAAGUUAGUUUUAAAAAGGUUUUAUGAUAAUUGCGAUGCCAUAAAUGCCCGAAUAAAUUACCCGAUUAUAUCGAUUUCGGCAUGAAAUGAUUAUUAUUCUACUUUUUUUGGCUAUGUUGUGAUAAGUUAUAUGCUCCAUGCUCGAAACUUUGCUGCUUUAAAUGUCAUUUAAAUUAAAUACAUGGAUUUUGGCAAGUCAGGAGUGAAAUUACUGUUUUAUAUACAGCGGGUUCUGUUUAUUGUAUGAAGCUAUGUAAGUGUCAAUCCAUGCAUCGAAAUGUUGAUACAUCAAUUCAUCAUUGUAUUUCGC